Molecule: messenger RNA, 636 nt
Organism: Serinus canaria (Common canary)
Lineage: Eukaryota; Metazoa; Chordata; Aves; Passeriformes; Fringillidae
Product: feather keratin Cos1-2-like
Exons: 1
Coding region: 22-330 (102 amino acids)
Cellular component (GO): intermediate filament
Molecular function (GO): structural constituent of cytoskeleton
Source: RefSeq, a predicted model, not a curated record
GUGUACCUGUGACCCCAAGCCAUGUCCUGCUGCCAGCCCUGCAACCCCUGUGGCCAGUCCUGUGGCCCCACUCCACUGGCCAACAGCUGCAAUGAGUGCUGUGUCAGGCAGUGCCAGGACUCCCAUGUGGCCAUCCAGCCCUCACCUGUGGUGGUGACCCUGCCUGGCCCCAUCCUCAGCUCCUUCCCACAGAACACCGCCGUGGGAUCCUCCACCUCUGCUGCUGUUGGCAACAUCCUCAGCUGUGGCGGAGUGCCCAUCAACUCUGGCGGCUUUGACCUCUCCUGCAUCACCAACUGCUAUGGUGGCAACAGAUGUCGUCCCUGCUAAAGUUGCCUAAAGUUUUUAGGCAAGAACCUCCACAACCUCAGAACCUGGAUCUGGGCAGGAGAUAGAGCUUUAAGACAUUGUAUUUAGUGUCUGAGCCAUUGCUCCCUUCUACUUUUUUUUUGUCUUUCCCUUGCUCUCCGUGUCUCCCCAGGCCAGCCUAGGGGGAAGUGUUGCCCUCUCUCCCUCUUUCAGGCAAGCAGAUGACACCCUGCAGGAGCUUCACUGCAUCUUAGUGGCUGCUCCUGGUGCUGUUUGUGAGCCACCUCUGUUUCUACCUUACAUUCAUUAAAGUUGUUUUGCAUCCAA